GGUUCACGAUGAAAUCGAUUUUAAUAACGGGCUGCAACCGAGGACUUGGAUUGGGAUUGGUCAAGACGUUCCUCAAUUUACCAAAACCACCGAAAUACGUUUUUGCAACAUGCCGUAAUAUCGAACAAGCUGGGGAUCUUAAAGAACUCGGUUCUCAACACAACAACCUACACAUCCUCGAGAUAGAUCUAAAACACUUCGAUGCCUAUGGUAAGCUAGUCACUGAUGUAAGCAACGUUGUCCAAGAUGAUGGACUCAAUGUUCUCAUUAACAACGCUGGAAUAGCUUCAAAAUCGACUCGUCUCAAUUUCGUACAAGCUGAUUCGAUGAUUGACAAUCUAACCACAAAUACCGUUGUACCUGUUAUGAUGGCAAAGGCUUUUGCUGCCCUUAUAAACAAAGCUUCAAAGGCAAAUGCUUCUCUGCCCAUGGGUGUGAAUAGAGCUGCCAUCAUCAAUAUGAGUUCGAUUCUGGCCUCGAUUCAGAAGAAUGACUCUGGUGGCAUGUAUGCCUACAGAACUUCAAAAGCUGGUCUCAAUGCCGCAACCAAAUCAAUGAGCCUCGACUUGAAGGACGGCAAAAUACUUUGCGUGAGCAUUCAUCCAGGCUGGGUGCGAACUGACAUGGGCGGCCCAAAAGCCCCACUGGAUGUGGAGACAAGUACAAAAACCAUCGUAGAAACCCUGAUGACCAUGAACGAGUCCCAUAACGGUGGCUUCUUCGAACACAACGGAAAACCUUUGCCAUGGUAGAAGAACUAAACCGCAUUUCGAAUUUUGUCGUGCCCUUUAAACGUGGCGUUUGUUUCUGUUUUUCAUAAAAAUAUAAUUAAUUUGUUUUUUUAUUUAAAAUAAAUAUAACAGUAGUUGAA
Eupeodes corollae is the source of this 871-nucleotide messenger RNA. RefSeq names its product C-factor (gene sni). The record is from RefSeq and is a predicted model, not a curated record. Bases 9 to 752 code for a protein of 247 amino acids. Lineage: Eukaryota; Metazoa; Arthropoda; Insecta; Diptera; Syrphidae. The transcript has 5 exons.